UUUGAAUGGACAGACAGUUUUUGACAAGCUGACUACUAGAGGUGAAACACACAGACCUUUCGUCCAUAUCUGCGCCGGGAUACAGGGUGAAAUUCACCUUCUUGAUUCUUUGCGAGCCAGACUUGCCUGUUCUACUGCCUCAGCCGAGCUGGCCAGGCUGCCAAGAAAUACUCGCCGAGCACAGAUGAGAGCAGAGAUGAAGGAGUGAGCCCUCACACAGAGGAACUAGUGGAACCAGUGGAGUGGCAUGACGCUGCCCCCGAUCUGAUUGGAUGGUUUUGUCAGCAUGACAGCCGAAGAUCCUGCUUCCUCCUCAACCAUGAGCAAUAACGCUGCCCCRUCCAAACCCUCCAAGCCCUCCGGCGCCUCUUAUCAUUCACUCCAAGGACAGAACAGCAUCCCAGAGGGAGUCGCAGGAGCUCCCAACGAGUCGGCGCUGCUGACCUUGAUGGAGCGCACCGGCUACGGUAUGAUUCAGGAGAACGGUCAGCGUAAAUACGGCCCGCCUCCUGGUUGGAGCGGUCCAGCUCCUCCUCGCGGCUGUGAAAUCUUUGUUGGCAAGAUCCCGCGAGACGUGUAUGAGGACGAGCUGGUGCCCGUGUUCGAGUCCGUGGGGAACAUUUACGAAAUGCGUCUGAUGAUGGACUUCGACGGGAAGAACCGAGGGUACGCGUUCGUGAUGUACACGCAGAAGCACGAGGCCAAGAGGGCCGUGCGGGAGCUCAACAACUACGAGGUGCGACCCGGGCGGCUGCUGGGCGUCUGCUCCUCCGUGGACAAUUGCCGGCUCUUCAUCGGAGGCAUUCCCAAGACCAAGAAGCGCGAGGAGAUCCUGGAGGAGGUCUCCAAGGUGACGGAGGGCGUGCUGGACGUGAUCGUUUACGCGAGCGCUGCCGACAAGAUGAAGAACCGCGGCUUUGCCUUCGUGGAGUACGAGUCGCACCGCGCAGCCGCCAUGGCUCGCAGGAAGCUGAUGCCCGGCCGCAUCCAGCUGUGGGGCCAUCAGAUCGCAGUGGACUGGGCGGAGCCAGAGAUUGAUGUYGAUGAAGACGUGAUGGAAACGGUGAAGAUCCUUUAUGUAAGGAACCUGAUGAUGGAGACCAGCGAGGAGACAAUUAGAAAGAUUUUCAGCCAGUGGAACCCCGGGUGCGUGGAGCGUGUGAAGAAAAUCCGCGACUACGCUUUUGUCCACUUUACGUCCCGAGACGACGCUGUGCUGGCAAUGGACCACCUGAACAGCACAGAAAUCGAAGGGUCCUGCAUCGAAGUGACUCUAGCCAAACCGGUAGAUAAAGAGCAAUACUCACGCCAGAAGGCCUCCAAGGGGGGAGCGUCUGCCACGCCUGAAGCUACUCCGCAGAACUACGUGUACCAGUGUGACCCCUACACACUGGCCUACUACGGUUAUCCUUACAACACGCUCAUCGGACCCAACAGGGACUACUUUGUGAAAGGAUUCCCAAUGAUACAGAACAAUGCAGGUACUGUGAGAGGUCGUGGUCGUGCUGCUGCAGGUAAUCGUACCCCUGGACCUCGGGGGUCGUACCUCGGGGGUUACUCUGCCGGUCGUGGCAUCUACAGUCGCUACCACGAAGGCAAGACCAAACAGCCCGAAAAACCCUAUGAACUGAUGCCCAGUCUGGAGCUUGCUGCCUCCGUCAACCCAGUUGGCAUCAAACCUGGCACAAUGGCACUGCCAGCUCUGGGUGCACAGUACCCAGUGUUCAGCYCUGCUCCUGCAACCAAACUGAUGGAGGAGGGGAAAGUGCACACUGUGGAGCAUCUUAUCAACCCCCUGACCAUGCAACACCCUGAACACAACACUGCCACAGCUGCCGCGGCCGCCGCUGCCUCCGUCCUGCCUGCGGUCUCCACCCCUCCACCUUUCCAGGGUCGUCCGAUCACUCCCGUCUACGCCAUGGCCCACAGCGUUCAGCGCCUCCCAGCAGCCAGCAGCCUUUACGGAGCUGGCUACGUCCCCAUCGCCAACUACACUGCCAACACAGCCGCUCUGGCCGCGCUGCAGAAAAACGCAGCGGUGGCCGCGGCGUACGGAGGCUACGCCGGCUACGCUGUGCCACAGGCCUUCCCUGCCGCCACCUUCCAGCUGCCUCUCCACGACAUCUACCAGACGUACUGAUUCAGAGGCCUCGAGGCGAGUCGCCRGCUGACUGAACCUCGCCAGCGUCUGAAGCAUCUCCUUACACUUGAGCUCCACAUGAAAUCCUAGCCAACAUUAAGCCCACAGACAAAAACUAACGCGACGUCUUCUCCCAGUCGCUCUCAGACCUGUUCAGCUAGACAGCYUCAAAACACACCCCUACCAAUUUGUUGCUCUAGCAACAGAAACAUUUAUGGUACUUUUAAGUAUUUAUGAAGACCAAACCCAUAAGUAAGGCUUUAUUCUUUUUAUGUUAUUUUAUGGUGAUAUUAGUUCUCUGAACCUUUACAUUAUCUAGUGUAAAAUCUAAAAAAGAGAAGUACUUUAAAUGAAGAAAUUAGCAGCAACUACUGAUAAGAGGACACCACUGUCUUUAGACAAACUUGUUUUUUUUUUUUCUUCUUUUUUGAAUUAUUCAUACGUGGUAUUGUUGCUAUAGUUUAGGUGCUGUCAGUCUGUGCUGGUUGAGUAUGUUUGCUUUGUUUGGUACUUUUAUUUCUCUUAGGUUUUAUUUUGUGUGUUUUGGUUGUUUUUAAAUGAAGGUUUUAGUUGUGAAUAUCGUGUAUCCUGGUUUUGUUUUUUUUGCCUUUUUUGUCCCGUCUAUUCAGAAACAAACAUCUUUACAUUGACAGCUUAUUGUGACCGAUUCUGGGCAAAAAGAAAAAAYAAGAAGAGAAAACAAACUGGAAAGCAUUUUAACCAACAAGCCUUUGAAUACACACCGAUGUUUCCCAUCUUUAGAAGUUAUUGAUUGGGGACUUGAGACUGAAUAUUAUUUUUUUUCUAGGUUGUGUAUAUUUUUUGUUGUCAUUGUUAAAUAGUUUGACUCUUUUAAGGUGAACAAAUAUAGAGAGAAAAUUGAGAUGUAUUUCUAUACAAACUGGAGCUCUCCAUCACUUGAACAGCUCCUGUAUCCCUCAGCUUCAAUCCUGCACACACUCCAGUUUGAGUCUUUUUACUUGUGCCUUACUCCUACAUGUGAUAAAUGCAACUCUGUGCUUUUUACGCUGUGCCUUUUACAACUAAACAAGUCUGUGUGGUUAACAAGGGCAUACACCCAUCCAUCUUUUUCAUCCGUGUUUUUAUUAACUGUAUUUUUUGUUUUUACUGAACCGUAGUGAGACGAGUCUGAACCUCCUUGAGUCAGACGUGUCAGGUCUCUCCUCUGGCGCUCCUGCAGUAACACUCCAGUUUCUUUAUUUCUCAUCGUCGAACCUGUGCUUGAUUGAGGUGCACUUAAACAUAUUUAUGACAGGCGAAAGAGCCACUUUCAGAUGAAGAAAUACUAAUGAUGGAACAGAAACUUGUGGGUGGACAUGACUUCUUUUUUCAGUGUUUUUGGCUUUAUAAUAUGCAAGAAAGUUUAUUAUUAUUAUUAUUAUUAUUCAGACAGAAGAUAAGAAAUGAGCCCUCCAAAUCUUUUCUUGGCACUUGUAAAACUCUGCAGUGUGAUGGAAAGAAGUGCAGAAAUACCUCACUCUGAAAUAUGCAAGUAGCCAUACUGUGGGCUUUCUGCAGUGAAACCCUUAAAAGGAUUGUCUGGAGGUUGUUUUUUUUUUUAAAGUGGAGUUAUGUGGAGUUAUCAGUAGAUAGUGUCUUACCUGCAGUAAAAAGCUUUCUGAAUUACCAAUUUAAAGAAUCACAGAUUACAGUGUGUUUUAUUUGGACUCAGAAGUCUGAAUUUUUAGAGCUUUGAGCUGAAAAAAUUAACUGAAUCUUCAAAACCCUGUUUUUUAAAUUCAUUACAGCUGCCUUAAGCAUCAGAAGUAUUUUCUGCAAUAAAAAAACAUUUUGUACUCAAUGUUUAACCUAUAAGCCAUCAUCACUGAAUACAGAAAAAAACAUGUUUUGUUUUGUACUUUCAGUCUUGUGAACAAUGGUUGGCAAAGUCCAUUGGUUUUCUGUUCCAUGGUUCAGUUCUGCGAUCAUCUUAAACUGAAUAGUGUUCGCACAAACUACGUUUUUUUUUACAACAACAAUCCACCUUGGAAUUGGCCUCAGUGUGAUUGAAUUUCUGCCUUGUUUUCCAAAUUGAAAAUGUUCUGAGCACUUUCUGCAACAGGUGAGACACUGAUUAGCCAUAACAACUCCACACAACCCCACUUCAAAUCUCCAAGCUGUCACUUUAAAUUCCUUCAAGCUGCUGCUGAUCGGAAAGCCUCUCUCAUCAACAAAUAAAAACAAAGAGAAAACAUUUUUAUUUUUAACAAACACGUUUCAAAUUAUACCGUUUUUUAAUUUUUUUGUUGUCAUCUAGUAAACAAACUUGCUAUUUUUUGACCACAUGCAAUGAUGAGAAAGAUAAAAUAGUAAGUUAUUGCUCUGAGAAAUGAAAAGCAUAACAACCCAUUUAGUUUGAGUUUCUCUCUCACUGUUGUGCAUUUUCUCACAAAUAUAACUGGAAUUUAUGUAGAGAGCUAACUGCUGUUAACUUCUUUUAUUAUGAUGACAGAAGACCGGAUAUAUAUUUAAUAUAUGCAUUAAAUUUGUUGUGUAUGAAGUGCAAAGAAAAGGUAUAAUAUAUUCAAAACAGUCAUUUUUAUUUGCAUAUUUAGGGAUAAAAGUCAAAGUAACAAAUGUAGAAAAAAGUUUGUUUUUAGCCUUUUUAUUUUUGUCUCCUUUUUGCCAAAGUGUUCAGUAGUUUUUAGCCUUUAACAUUUAUUAUUUUGUUAUCUGUAACAAAAUGUACUUGGUGUUAUGAAUGGGAACACACUGAACCCUCGCGUUCAGCUACAUUUUUGCAGUUUCAGGGGGAGUUUAAGCUGGCUGAGGUAUCACCACGCUCCGUCUCAGUUUUGUCAACAAUGGUUUAACUGCUGUUGAACUUUUAACAUGUAAAAAAAUWUAAAAAAAUGCAGAAAGCUCCAUCUUUGUGCCUUUCACUCUGCUUUGCAUUCCUUUACCUGCAUUUCAGCACAACAUGGCAGCAGAAGAUGAACACUUUGUGUUGAUGGAGCGGAGCCCUAAAAAAAAGGUGUUACCAUUUAAACUCUUCCACAUUUGUGCCUUAUUGCCAAGGUGUUCUCUUUGUUAAAGCUUUGUAGACCUUUGCGGACUGUUUUCUAUCUGAAGGUUUGUUAAAUGGAACAACCUUGUUCUGCAUUGUUAUAUUUAUAGAAGGCGAAUAAAGUGUUUUUGAAAGAA
Molecule: messenger RNA, 5305 nt
Organism: Austrofundulus limnaeus
Lineage: Eukaryota; Metazoa; Chordata; Actinopteri; Cyprinodontiformes; Rivulidae
Gene: rbm47
Product: RNA binding motif protein 47
Exons: 8
Coding region: 287-2140 (617 amino acids)
Molecular function (GO): RNA binding
Source: RefSeq, a predicted model, not a curated record